UCCUCCUCCUCUUCAUCCUCCCCUCCUCCAAGCGUGUGUCCAGCGCUGCGGCUUUCAUUUCAUUGUUCCAGAGGAGUUCAGAUGCUUCCCUUUCUCAUGUUAAUCAGCUGCUGCCUCUCACUUCACUACAUGCGGCUUCUCCAGGAUGCAGAGGGAGCUGAGAGCACCGCGGGAUCAUUCAGAAAGUUCCUAAGUUCCGCCCAGCACCACGCCAGAUCCACGUUAUUCACAGAGUCGUCGCAUUUCGGGGGGAAGGAGCGCGUGCACACCAGGGCACGCAAACUUUUUUUUCAGGAUUUGUUUUAGUUUCUAAAGGGACAUCAUUCAGUGAUUUUGCUUUUUACGAACCAAAAAAAAAACAAAAAAACAGAUGCACGUUUGUUCGCUCACUUUAACCUCACUCGUUCGCGGAGAAUUUAGAGAAAGUUUAAAAGGCUUCGUUUUUUUACGCUUAGCGACAUGUCCGCGUUCGUGCUGCGCGUCGUGUUCGCGUUGCUCUGCGUCCACGCGACGCGCUCUGCGUCGUGUCCUGCAGGCUGCGAAUGCUCGGAAGCUGCACAAACUGUGAAAUGCGUUUCUAAAGAUCUUCGGGACAUACCGACCGGCAUUCCUACCUACACAAGGAAUUUGUUUAUCACAGGCAACCACAUUAGCCGAAUUGGUCCGGAGUGUUUCAAAGGGCUGGACAAUGUGACAACGUUAUCACUCAGCAACAACAGAAUAUCCGAAGUGGAGUCUCGCACCUUCUCCAGUCUGCGUAACCUCAGAUCAUUGGACCUGAGCAGCAACCAGCUGGUGUUAAUUCACCCAGAGGCCUUCAUGAUUCACAACCACACGCUGAGAGAGCUGAAUUUCAGUCGAGCACUCUAUAACCACUCUUCAGUCACCAACCUGUCCACAGCUCUGCGCUGGAGCAGCCUGAACGGCCUGCUAGGGCUCGACCUGUCCAGCAACGGCCUGAUCUUUCUUCCCCCUCACAUCUUCUUCCAUAUGAACAACCUGCGCCGGCUUCAGCUAGCCAACAACUCCAUAGUAUCUGUUACUAAUGAGACUUUGCUGGGUUUGGAGCACUUAGAAGAGCUAGAUCUCAGCCACAAUGCUCUGAAAACCUUCAGCAAGGAAGGCUUGAUGGAGUUGGAGCGCGUUCCAAAAGCAAAGCUACACCUCGGGCAGAACCCGUACACGUGUACCUGUGGAAUCGAGCCGUUCAUCAUGUUGCUAAACGCCUCACAGGAACGUGUCGUAGAUGCCGAGCAGCUAGUUUGUGUCUUCCCGGUUGAACUGCGCAACGUUUCUUUACUGCUGGCGAGAAAUUUGGUUCUCGGAUGCCAUCACGCGGAGGAGAGCAACAACCUGGCGCUGCAGACGUCCUACGUCUUCCUAGGCCUCGUGCUGGGUUUUGUGGGUCUAAUGUUCCUCUUUGUGCUGUACCUGAACAGGAAAGGGAUCAAGAAGCGCAUCUAUGAAACGCGCGACGCCUGCAGAGAGAUGUGGGAGGGGUAUCAUUACCGAUACGAGAUCGACUCCGAUCCCAGGCUGUCACAACUGUCCACGAGUGCGGAUGUGUGAUUUCGGACUACUGGUACUUUGACCCAAGUUCUUCCAACCUGAACUUCUAUAACAUUUGUAAAUAAGGACAAUGUCGUUUCAACAUUUUAGCAACCACUUCAGCUUGACCAUUUCCACCACAUUUUCCUAAUUAGUUCUAAGAGAGUUCUAAGAGAAACACAUUGUUCGUUCUGAUCAGACCUAGUAAGCAUUCAUUACUCUGGAAAGGAAGUCAUACUAAAAUCUGUUCUAGUCUGUGUUGUGCUUGCAUUUUUUUCCCUUUUUUUCAUCGAAUCAAAGAGCUGGACCACAAUCAGCGAGGCUGUGGAGCCCACUCUGCCCCUUUACCCACAGGGAGCUUGUGAAGAAUGUGGUUUCCUUCCUCUACAAAGCAUUCCAGUGUGAGGAUAACCUCCUCUAAGCUUACCACGGAGCCACAGAGAAACACACUUCCUUUGUAUCAGAUAAACAGAACGAAAGAAAUGGAAAAGAGGAAGAAAGAAGACCAGCUGUGGAAAUCUCUGCUCCUCAUUUUUUUUAUUUCUCUCAUUUUUAUUGUCAGAUUGAUAAAAACCAGCCCUGCUCAAGGGUUUCCUGGAGACAGCUGUCGGCUGUUUGAAGGCCUCCGAGUGACCGCAGUGGCUUCUUGUGUUUAGGAGAUUUUUACAGUGAUACGAUGCAGAUGAUCACGUGUUUUCUAUGUAAAACGUAUGGGACUAAACAUUCCAAAAAGCCAAAAGCAUGAGCUUGGAUGCUAUGUACUCACUUUAUAAACAAUUCCUAGUCACAGUUCGGACAUUUUUAAACUUCUGUCUGAACUAAACCACUUCGGGUGACGUAACUUUAUUUAAAUGUAGGAUUAGGUUUAGUCUCUGUCUCAGAGACUUAUCUGGCUCCAGCUCCAUAAAACAUCCAUUUUUACACAAAAUGUUCCUCUGUGCCUGAAGCUCCUCUCUGUCCUCCGUAGUUGUUCAGUUCUGGAUGAGAUUUUUUAAAGAGCAUCUCCAAAAGAGAAAUGAAAGUUAAUGAAUAUUUUUUAUUGUUUGUAUGUAUGUCCUGAAUUGAAUGAAGGAAAUGAAGCACAAAGAUCUUAAUAAAAUCUUAAA
This is a messenger RNA of Hemibagrus wyckioides, 2654 nucleotides long. It is a transcript of the gene tpbg1b, whose product is annotated as trophoblast glycoprotein a. Lineage: Eukaryota; Metazoa; Chordata; Actinopteri; Siluriformes; Bagridae. Gene Ontology annotation, molecular function: protein binding. The coding region runs from base 460 to 1569 and encodes 369 amino acids. Gene Ontology annotation, biological process: negative regulation of canonical Wnt signaling pathway. The transcript has 2 exons. Gene Ontology annotation, cellular component: plasma membrane. The record is from RefSeq and is a predicted model, not a curated record.